Ceutorhynchus assimilis (cabbage seed weevil) is the source of this 738-nucleotide messenger RNA. The record is from the annotation of a GenBank genome assembly. NCBI's taxonomy places the organism in Eukaryota, Metazoa, Arthropoda, Insecta, Coleoptera, Curculionidae.
UGUCAAGCGAAAAGUCCAAACCUCCUAACCUCAGUUCAGUCCUCAGUCCUCAGUCCUCAGUUUCUCUUUUGAAAAUAAAGUCACCAAAUUCCACAUUAACGUAGGUAUCAAAUUGUAUAUCGUGUUUCUUUAUAUACUUUUCUGCCUCAAGUUCACUAACCGACAAAAUGAGAAGGCUGAGUGAGGAAAGGACAAAAGUUUUAUUUGAAAAACUUGCAAAAUACAUUGGCCCCAAUAUUAAACAACUUAUCGAAAGACCUGAUGGUGUAUAUUGUUUCAGAGAACAAAAAGAUAGGGUUUACUAUGUUUCAGAAAACCUGCUCAAAUUAGCCGCCACUGUUCCCACAGAGAAUAUAGUGUCACUUGGAACGUGUUUUGGCAAAUUCACAAAAUCUGGAAAGUUUAAACUAAAUAUCACGGCAUUGAAUUAUUUAGGUGCAUAUGCACAGUGUAAAAUCUGGUUGAAACCAUCAGCAGAGCAACAAUUCCUAUAUGGCAAUAAUAUAUCUAAAGCAGGCCUUGGUCGUAUAAGUGAAAAUUGUGAGAAAUAUCAAGGGGUAGUUGUAUACAGUAUGUCGGAUCUACCAUUAGGUUUUGGGGUUGCCGCCCGGUCAACUGCUGAAUGUAAAAUGGCAGAUCCAAUUUCGCCUGUAUGUUUUCAUCAAGCUGAUAUUGGUGAAUAUAUUCGGUGUGAAGAAGAUUUAUUGUAAAAUAGGCCAAUAAAUAAUUUUCUUUUUA